CUAUUAAAUUUUUAUAAACUAUUGCGUAAUAUUGCAGAGAAUGAUUUUUUGUUUAAAUUUUGUUUUGAAUAUAUCGGAAGAUAUAAAUGGAAAAGAAGAAAAGUGCUGGAUGUGAACACCGGUGACGCGAUUAGUGAAAUGCUGAGAGUGGACAGUUCCGGUGAUAAUGAUGGAGAUGUUAGUGACGAAGUUACGUUGGACCGCGCGUUGCCUUACGGUUACGCUGAGCCGCGCGACAACUUUGACACCAAUUCGUGCGCCAGCGAUGACGCUUCCGAGACAAAACCGCUCUUCCACAGCCAGAAAUCCUCUGACGCAACCAUUGUAUGCCGUUCAUAUCAAUCGGAUGAAGAAACUGCUUAUGAAGUUCAUAGCUCCGUCCUGGCCGUGUCUUCCCCUGUGUUAUGUGCCGCUAUUGCUGUGGCUUCUUCUAUGCCAUGUUCUCCCGUUUUUUGGCGGGUCGAGCUGCCGAAUUAUAGUUUCUUACCACACGAAGACUACGACGACCAUGAAAUUUGGGGUUACAGAGAAGUUUGCUUCAGAAUCUCUUUCGUAAACGACCGAUUUAUGAUCAGAAUAGAAGAACUGGAUUCAGAUAUUGUAAAAGCUUUAGUUAAUAUGCUUUACUGCGAACAAAGUUCACUUGCUGUGCAAAAUGUUCCUCUAUUAUGUGCUUUUUUGAAGCAUUUAGAAUGCAACUUCGGUGAUGCAUUUGAAGUCGAGCGUAUUUGCAAAUUAAAAGGGAUCAACACUGACAUCGGUGCUCAAUGUGUCUUCCUGGGUGAAGAAUUAAAUGUGAUGAACAUUGACUUCUUGGUUUCGAUUUUAGUGGCAAACGAUAAUGAACAGGAAGCAUCCGUGGCGAUGAAAGAGUUCCAGUUGUCUGUUCUUAGCCAAUACCAAUUAUCGUAUGGUGUUACGGCUCUCCCAUCACACGACUUCUUGUGUGCCCGGUCCUUUUGUGAUCUUGUGAAUCUGGUAUUAUGUAACGGUUGUACGUUUUCGGCUCAAAUCCCAGACAAUGUCUGCUUGGGACAAGUGCGACAUGUAGCUUUCGCGACAGUGCCAGACGUAAAUGUUAACGGGAGAAUGAAUUUUUGUGUAGCAUCUUGCAAAUGGAGUCUGAAAUUUGAAUUUGAUAUUGAUACCAGCGAACUAAUGCCUGGACUAACGUGGGACUUGGGGUAUGUAAAACUAGUUGAUUGCUCCUGUCACAAUUAUUCUGGACUUGUCCUAAAGUCAUUAUGCCUGAGACCUUUCUACACCAACCGCACUGAUAAUAGAUUUCAUUCGUCAGAGGAAAGCGUUACUGAUGCCAUAAUGCCCGUUAAAUUUGUCAAUAAUACUCUUCCAUUUUUAGCGAAGAGAUUUUCUACGAUUAGCUCACGCGUUGUCAAAGAAAAUGAAAAUGGCCAUCCACUCGCUAAGUCAUCGACGCCUGAAGUCAGCUCGAUAAUUUCAAAUGCCAGAUAUACUGAUCAAAUUGCCGAGUCUUUCAAACAUGCGCCAAGCUAUUCAAAUAUAUUUGAAGUUACAUGCAGGACUAAUGCUAGUCGCCGAUUGACGCCAAGUAAACUAGCCGACAAGGACGCCUCUCCAGUUGUUACUCUCGCUGUAAGAAGUGUAUCAAUUUCCCAUCCUUCUCAACAAGCUAUGAAGACAACCAGGAAUGAGCAGGAUGAGCGAGAUCACGAUAACUCUAAAAUGCCUGAGUCACUCGACCUGGUUCAACCUUCUUCGAAGCGCCGGAAAACCGAGCUAGGCCAAGAAUUGUUUUCGGUUUAUAAAGAUACAUGUAAUCAUGAGAAUAUUUCCUCAAUCGAAGAUAACAAACUGCUUCCCGAUGUGUUUUCGAUAAAAUCGGAAGUACAAACUGCAUCGUGUGAGGUUUCAGAAUCAGAAGAAAAAUAUCAAGCAUCUCCCAUGAAGAUCGACACGACUCUGCGCAAGUGUCCGGCGUGUUCGAUGCGAUUCGUGUCGCCUCAAGAAGUCCUGAUCCACAUGCAGCAACAUCUUGGUGAGAUACCGAGGAGUUACGGCAUUCGAUGUGUUGAUCCGCGAUGUCCAGUGUUAGUUAAAGUCUUCAACGAGACAUCGCAUUUAUUGAAGCACGUGGUGCGAUCCAUGCACGACUGCAGGUAUUGCUCCUUUUCCUCCGGUACACGCGGAGGACUGGCAAGACAUCACUGGAUUCACGAGCAACGAGGCCGAGUUCGGUGCAAGAAAGAACGCGAUGCAGUUGGCGACGACAACGAUGAUGAGUUAAAUUCUGACCAAGAGAUCACCAGUGCACCAGACACAUCUUUCCAGAUGAAACGCUUCAACUGCGGUGGAAAUAUGCUUUCUUCUUUGAAGACCAGGAAAGUGAAACGCAAGAUUCGUAAAAAUGAGGCCCAUGACGAAGAUUUUUUGCCGUCUUCCCGAAGUGGCUGUCGGAGUGGUGGGCGGAGUGUAAGCACUCCACAUCUCGGUAUCCGCCUCCCCCAGUAUGAUGACCUUCACUUUAGAGAAAAUACCCCGGAUGAAAUAGCUAUGUUCACGCCGCCAAAGAAUUGCUAUGUGUGCGGUCUUGGGUUUUCGGAAACGGACUCGGCUGUUGACAUGGCUCUGCAUUACUACGAGCAACACAAGAAUUUGGUUCCCUUUGAAUGUCCAUUCCCGCAGUGCCCUCUGGUGCUGCGGCAAGCGGCGCUGAUGUUGGAUCACCUCAGGAACCACAUGUGGCGGCAGCGGUUCUCUUGCGUCGACUGCAGCUACUCUGCCAACGCAUCAAAGACCAUAAAGCUACACGCUAGGGCUCAUGUUCACGUGCAAAAGCCCGUUCGUCGUCGAACUGGUGCGCUUUGUAACGACAGUGACGAGGAGGGCAGAGCAGCGGGGCCCGGUCGGUCUGACGACAGUCGCGUUGCCGACUUGCGUGGCAUGCGCUCCAUCGCUCCUCCACCCAAGCCCGCCACUCCUGUUUGUGCCGUCGAAGACGAUACUCCAAGGUCGGCUCCUGUCAUCGCUGCUCGCAAGUUCGUACAGCCGUUUGUUUCUAAAAAUCACAAGACGUCGAAGAUCUUGCCUUGCGUUGCCGGUUCGCGUGAUAAGUUUGUAAGGCCUUCAUCAUCCAUAUUAGCUUCUCAGUUCUGCCUGAUGCGUAGCAACACCGUCCCUGGUCGUCAUGCGAGUCACUCUACGCGGCCUCAAAUCGCCCCACACGGCAAAUCUCCAAUGACUAAACAUCGAAAAACUGCCGCCGGGACUUCAGAAGCGUCCUCGGCCCGUCGUGUUAAUGCCGCUGGCCAAAAAAUUUACCGAUCAAAUUCUCUAGAAGGCUCCACUGACUUUAAGACGCCGUUGAAAGUGACGCAUGGACUUCCAAGAAACGGCAAGAACAAUGAAGUGCCAGUGGGACUUAUCCGUACAAGUUUGGCUGCAACUCUCUCUUCUGUGACCAUUACUGCAGCUGAUUCCUACGCGAGACGACAAAACUCUGGACGUGUGAAGAACGAUCCGCCCACCAGCAUUCCGAUCUCAAGCAUCCCGGGCCUGAGCAAACAACAGUCGGAACUACUGGCACAACUUGUCUCGAACGUGUCCGUUACUGUCACCAUGACACCACCGGCACUCGAGACAAAAACGAAAUCACUGGAGCCUUUUUCCAAAAAUGAAAGAAAAUGUCCUGACAAACGGAAAUCUACUGUAGGAAAAUCGCAUGAUGAACAGUGUGGUAACAAUAACAAGAAGCGGCAAAGAAAAGACGAUGCUCAGUCGUCUGGUCUUCGUUUGUCAGAAACGAGUAUUAAAAAGGCAGGUAAGAAUGCAUCUGGAGCUUUUGAACUCCACACAAUGAAUCCAAUCAUCUUAGAUAAUACACUGGCUUACUCCUGUCCUCAUUGUGUGGCCCAGAGAAAAACUGCUUUAGAAAUUUGUAAACAUUUUUUUGACGAGCACAUUUCAAAGUCGGAAUUUUUUUGUCCUUUUUGUCUGUUCUACGACGUUCUUGAUAACGUAACUCGUCUUGGUAGGACAAACUUUCGGCGUAAGUGCCUGCACCAUUUGCUCCGCCAUUACAAUAGGAAUGUUCAAGUGACAAAUGAGAGUGAGAGACCUCACGAUAACAGUCAUUCAAUGCCUGUGUCAAAGUUAUGUGAUGAAAAUUGUGACAAUAAGCCCUUGUUGAUGAAUGGACAGAACUGCAAUUCAAUUAUGUCGUCUAGAAACGGCUACUUCUCUGAUGAAAAUUUUAUUGAGCCUGCUCGAAUAAACCCGUCGCUGGAAAGGAAGGUUAAUCAAUUCACAGCUGAGGAAAACCAUGAGGGGAGAGAGAGUUCCAAUGAGCAAAACUCUUUUUCUGACCAAGAUGAUUAUGAUUUUGUCCCCAGCGACGAUCUUGACGACGAGGAUGAUUUAUAUUCACCCUCUAAACCAACGAAGAAAAGAAUAAACGAAGCAUCUAGAAAAGAGUCGAACAAGCGUUCAAAAAAAGCAAAGAGAGAGAUGUUUCGUCCGCCAGCUAAAGUACAAAAGGGGGACAAUGAGGUGGCUUGCGUUGACAGAGCCAAACGAUCAGGUGAUGAAUAUUCCAAUAGAUUCAAAUCAUCAGCCCCUCGGCAAAACUUGAAAGGAAUGAAGACAGCCUCGGUUGACAUCUCAGCUUCUGGCAGCCUAAAACGCGAACCUUCUUUGUGCAACAACACCAAGAGCGCCGAAACUCGUGAAGACCAGACUGAAACGGAGGGACUUGCAUCGGAGGAGUUAUCUCCUUUUAUGGCAUAUUUCCAGCAUCUCUAUAGAGAACGUUUAAAGGCCGUAGCGGCCUACGAUUCGGGGCAUUACUCCUCGGAUACCCCAUUGUCCUACGACGAGUUUAAGAUGCCACUUACUCCCAUCACUUUACAUGGAGCGUCUUCUUUUGCCGAGGCUAAGUCUUCAGGAUUGAAUUCCACUGAAGCACUCGAUCCUCCUGUUCUUGGCACCAAAUAUCUAUUGCCUUCGGGCCAGCUAGAUCAUUGCAGUAACUCAGCACUGAAACCUCAUGGUGCAUUAAAACGUGAAGGAGGACAAAUUCAACAGAUGACUGAAACACUUGACUUGAAAUUGGAAAAUAAUUCUUCAUCUCAAUUAAAGAGUAAUUUCAAUACCUCUCAGAAUUUAAAUAAUCUGCGUCAAUAUUACCUAUUUUUCCAAGAAUUUCUUAAAGCAAUGCCUUCAGUUUCUGAACAGUGUAACACAUCAGAAAGUGUAAUGCUUCUAGCUAACCAGAUAUUAUCGAGCGCCAUUCUCGCUCAACCUCAAUGCAGACUAAAUUCAGAGUUGGAAAGGCCAGGCACGUCUGGAAUGAUGGAGCUGGACGCUGCACCAUUCGACCUGAAAAAUCAGCUCACGCCAACGACAUCUCAUGAUGUUAUUACUGACGCUGCACGGAGUAUUUCUUUGGACCGAGAAAUUCAGAAGAAAUAUUUGAUUGCCUUGAACCAGCUUUUGUUUCAGGCUCCUGCAUCGCAGCCCUGAUAAAUGUUAAACGACUAGCUUUAUCCGGUAUUGUGUAUUGGAAAGAUAUUCCUCCGCUUUGCCUCAGUCUUCCCUCCGUUGUACCUCAGUCUCCCCUCACUGCACCUCCGUCUUUCCCAGCGCUGUACCACCGUCUUCUCCCUGUUGUACUAGAAUCUUUGUCCUGUUGUACUAUUGUCUUCCCCAUGCUGUGCCACAGUCUUUCUCUGCCGUACCUCCGUCUUCUGUACCACCGUCUUCUCCCCGCUGUACACCCGUCUUCCCGCUGAUGUAUCACCUUCUUUCUCCUGCUGUAUCACCAUUUUCACUCGAACGUACCAUCGUUCCACCAUCAUUUCGUGCAGCUCAUACUAUUUAACGCUGAUGAAAUGUGGAAAAUGUAAUCUUGAUCAGACUUAGGAGUUAUUCAGUAACUUCCAGGGUUCGGAUAUGAACGUUUGCCAAAACCGGUUACGGCGUAACCUAAAGGAGUAAUUUUGUUUCUCACGUUGUACGCAAUUCUUGUGUAAUAGUUUUCAUGGCUUAUUCAUUCUAUUACUGGGGUGAGAGGCUGAAUUCUAAUUUAAUUUUCUGAUUUUUAAAAAAUUUUGUUGCUCUCGUAAUGGAAAUCAUUAUAGUUGUUCCCGUUGGAAAAUCAUUAAUUGUUUAAUAAUAACAAUACAUGUCGUUCCAUCACGCUGAUCGCCUUGUUCAUGUUGCUGUUUCUGGUAGUUAGUAUCUGUUGCUUUCAGUUCAAUUUUGACCGAAGUCAUUACUCUGUAUUAAGUAGAAAGGAGUCUUAAAAUUCUUCCUCUAGAA
This is a messenger RNA of Hyalella azteca, 6297 nucleotides long. RefSeq lists its product as uncharacterized. Gene Ontology annotation, cellular component: nucleus. The transcript is spliced from 7 exons. The record is from RefSeq and is a predicted model, not a curated record. NCBI's taxonomy places the organism in Eukaryota, Metazoa, Arthropoda, Malacostraca, Amphipoda, Hyalellidae. The coding region runs from base 139 to 5499 and encodes 1786 amino acids.